Aegilops tauschii subsp. strangulata is the source of this 444-nucleotide messenger RNA. NCBI's taxonomy places the organism in Eukaryota, Viridiplantae, Streptophyta, Magnoliopsida, Poales, Poaceae. The record is from RefSeq and is a predicted model, not a curated record.
AUGGUGUCGUGGAGCGACGAGACCAGUGAGGAUUCAGUCAUGAACAUCUCCUCCUCCUGCGAUGGCAUCAUCAAGCUUCCAGCUACGAUGCACGAUCUGAAUUUCAAUGGCACUGACGCAGAUGUGAAUUUCUUGUGUGAACACGGUGAGCCGGCCGAGCGCUUUGUAGCAUUUGAAGGGAUGCACACGGGCAGGAGGUUUCUUGGAUGUGCUAAGAAGUAUGCUGAUGUGAAUGCUCUUUUGGAUGCCCAGCAGCAAUGGGGUGUGGAGUUAACCAAUCAAAAGGAGCAGAAGCAAUAUCUUGAAGUGAAGAUUACUGAGCUAGAAACUGUAGUUGGCAACUUGAAGGCAGAGUUGUCAAAGAAAGAGGAGGAGAAGAAGAAACUACAGGAGAACUAUGACAGUUUGUAUGCUUAUGUGAAUUCUCUCUUGGAUGCCCAGUAG